Molecule: messenger RNA, 2665 nt
Organism: Malus domestica (apple)
Lineage: Eukaryota; Viridiplantae; Streptophyta; Magnoliopsida; Rosales; Rosaceae
Product: pentatricopeptide repeat-containing protein At4g16835, mitochondrial
Molecular function (GO): zinc ion binding; protein binding
Source: RefSeq, a predicted model, not a curated record
AGGUCCGUCUUUGAAUAAACGAGUCCGUUGUAGUCUAGUUGGUCAGGAUAUUCUGCUCUCACCCGAAAGACCCGGCGGGUUCAAGUCCCGGCAACGGAAAUCAUUUUACCGUUUUUAUUUUAUCAGGGCAUCAAUCGACUCUGUGGAAUUGAAUUGAAUUCAUUACUUAAAUGUUUGAGCAAGAGCUGUAGUAAACUCAAUCUUUUUGUUUUCUCACUGCCAAGUUGCCAACCAUGGCAAAUCUUAGAAACACAAAAGCACAACCGUGGUUGGUGUCCAAAAUUUUCCCACCAACCAAACACCAAACCUCCCCCCUCUCCACCUUCACAAUCCAAAACCCUCAUUCCAAUCCCAACAAAGAAGCUCUUCCCGCCAACUUCCCUUCCCGCCCACCACAACAAACCCACUUGGUGUCGACCAGUUACAGUUUCUGCAAUCAAUCUACACCGUUUGAUCAACCUGAGUUUGGUGAUGUCAUUAGGUCAAACAAGAUGAUUACCAGCUACGUUCGAGCUGGGGAUUUAGAUUCUGCUCUUGGGGUGUUUGAGAAGAUGACGUUUAGGACGACAGUUACUUGGAAUUCGAUUUUAUCCGGGUACGCGAAAACGCCCGGGAAAAUGAAAGAAGCCUGUGAGGUGUUUGAGAAAUGUCCUGAACCAGACUCUUGUUCGUAUAAUAUUAUGUUGGGUUGUCAUUUGCACAAUUUGGAUGUUGAUGCUGCUUUGAAAUUCUUUCAUAAGAUGCCGGUUAAGGACACGGCAUCUUGGAAUACUAUGAUAUCGGGUUUUGCUGAAAACGGGAAGAUGAGGGAAGCUCAUGAGUUGUUUUCGGUGAUGCCAGAGAAGAACAGUGUCUCAUGGAGUGCAAUGAUUUCGGGGUAUGUCAAAUGUGGGGAUUUGGACAUGGCUGUGGAGUUGUUUGAGGUGGCAGCGGUUAAGAGUGUUGUGGCGUGGACUGCUAUGGUUACAGGGUAUAUGAAGUUUGGGAAGAUUGAAUUGGCCGAGAAAUUGUUUAGAGAUAUGCCAGUAAAAAAUUUAGUAUCUUGGAAUGCUAUAAUAUCGGGUUAUGUUGAAAAUUGUCGAGCUGAAGAGGGUUUGAAAGUUUUUAGGUCAAUGAUCGGAGAUGGGGUUUGGCCAAACCCGUCUAGUUUGAGUAGUGUUCUACUGGGUUGCAGUAACCUAUCAGCAUUGAAGAUGGGUAAGCAAGUGCAUCAACUGGUCUACAAAUUUCAGUUAUAUAAUGAUACAACUACAGUAACCUCUUUGGUUAGCAUGUAUUGUAAGUGUGGUAAUUUGGAGGAUGCUCGGAAAUUGUUCACUGACAUGGAACGAAAGGACGUUGUUACUUGGAAUGCAAUGGUUGCUGGUUAUGCUCAGCACGGAGCAGGUCUUAAAGCACUCCAGUUGUUUGAUCAGAUGAGGAAUGAGGGAACAGAGCCAGAUUGGAUAACGUUUGUUGCUGUGUUAAUGGCUUGCAACCAUGCAGGACUAGUAGAUCUUGGGGUUCGGUAUUUUGAUUCGAUGGCAAGGGAUUACGGAGUUGAAGCAAAGCCAGACCACUAUACGUGUAUGGUAGACCUUCUUGGUCGAGCUGGUAGGCUAGUUGAAGCUGUGGAUCUGAUUAAGAAAAUGCCAUUUGAACCACAUUCCGCCAUUUUUGGAACUCUUUUGGGUGCUUGUCGGAUCCACAAGAACUUGGAGCUAGCUGAGUUUGCUGCCAAGAAAUUGCUCGAUCUUGAUCCAGCGAGUGCAGCUGGAUAUGUUCAACUUGCUAAUGUUUAUGCUGCAACAAACAGAUGGGACCAUGUUGCGAAGGUCAGGCGAUCGAUGAAAGAAAAUGGGGUAGUGAAGACACCUGGGUAUAGUUGGAUUGAGGUGCAGAGUGUAGUGCAUGAGUUCAGAUCAAGUGAUCGGGCACACCCAGAGUUGCCAUCUAUACAUGAAAAACUGUUUGAGCUCGACCGCAAAAUGAAGUUGGCAGGCUAUGUUCCAGAUCUUGAAUUUGCAUUACAUGACGUUGGGGAAGAGCAGAAACAGCAGCUUCUGUUAUGGCACAGCGAAAAACUAGCAAUUGCAUUCGGGCUUAUAAAAGUGCCGUUAGGAAGCCCGAUUCGCAUCUUCAAAAACUUGAGAGUAUGCGGGGAUUGCCAUCGUGCCACCAAGUACAUAUCAGCAAUUGAAGAAAGGGAAAUAAUAGUUAGAGAUACCACAAGGUUUCAUCAUUUCAGAAAUGGGGUUUGUUCUUGUGGAGAUUACUGGUAAAUGUACAGAAGUCCGUAGCUGCAAUGGUUAUUUUCCCUGCAGUGUUCCAGUUGACUGGCGGUACUUGGGGGGCAAGCAAAGCAGUACUCCCAUGGAUGUCGCAAAGGGAUAGUAAGAGUCAUAACAAUCUGCUCAACGAAACCAGUACACAUACUUCAGGCAUAACACCACAAAUCUACACGUAAUAGACGGUCUUGCGACCUCUGCUCGGAGUUCUUUCUGAACCCGAUGCCGCAGUAACACCGUCUGAGCUUACACUGCUGUUUGAAGGGAAGCCUGUGACGCUCACUCGAGCUUAGGAAGGAUUUUCUGAGAACUUACGAACUCCAUGCUAACCUUCUUUGUACUCUGGAAUGAGAAUGCAAAUUAAAUUCACAAGAAUAUAUUCUCUCUUUUCUUCUUCA